This is a messenger RNA of Gambusia affinis (western mosquitofish), 1721 nucleotides long. RefSeq names its product thioredoxin 2 (gene txn2). Lineage: Eukaryota; Metazoa; Chordata; Actinopteri; Cyprinodontiformes; Poeciliidae. Gene Ontology annotation, molecular function: protein-disulfide reductase activity. The transcript is spliced from 4 exons. Gene Ontology annotation, biological process: cell redox homeostasis. The coding region runs from base 159 to 665 and encodes 168 amino acids. The record is from RefSeq and is a predicted model, not a curated record. Gene Ontology annotation, cellular component: mitochondrion.
GGUUACCAAACAGCAAGGUAAGGCUGCCUGUGAAGGCGUGAAGGGUCCUUUCUGUUCGGGCCUGCUCUGUGGGACAUUUUGGACAGGACUGUCUAAGUGUUUGUUUUCGGGGGGGACUGUAUCUUGUUCACGACCAGAGGAGACGUUCAGCCGGUGAGAUGGCACACCGGUUCCUAGCACGCAGAAUCUGGACGCUCUCCGUGAAAGACGUCCGCUGCCUCCCGUCGUCCGCCGUCACCUCGUCUUCGUUUUCCACCUCCCUUCAUCCUGUCUCAAGCCGAGCGUCCUUCCUCGCCCCGUCUCGACCGCUCGCCUUUUCUUACGCCGUCCGCCGGGCGGUCUCCUUCAACGUUCAGGACACUGAGGACUUCACGGAGAGGGUCAUCAACAGUGACCUGCCCGUGUUGGUCGACUUCCACGCACAGUGGUGUGGUCCCUGUAAGAUCCUCGGGCCGAGGUUGGAGAAGGCCGUUGCAAAACAGAAAGGCCGCGUUGCCAUGGCAAAAGUUGACAUCGACGAUCACACAGACUUGGCUAUUGAGUACGGGGUGUCUGCUGUUCCUACGGUCAUCGCCAUGAGGGGAGGAGACGUCGUCGACCGCUUUGUUGGGAUCAAAGAUGACGAUCAGCUGGACUCAUUUGUCUGCAAAGUCAUUGGACAAUAAACCGGCAGUCCCCCCACCUAGCUGUACACCACCAUUAUGGUGCUGUUACCUAAGAUUAUGGCAUGUCAGGCAGGCAGUACCGCAGUCCCACUUGGCCAAGUCUUUAACGCUCACACUCAUCUCUAGACAAUCUGCUUCGGAUUGUUGCUUCGAUCUUUUUCUUUUUUUUUCUUGGUCCAGUGAUGGGUGUUUGCAUUUUAUGACCGAGUAUUAGGUCCAUACUAAGAAAAAAAGUAAAUAAAUUUGAAAGUAGUCAUACAAUUACAACAAAAUAAAAUCAUAUUUUGAGAAUAAAGCAAAUAUAAUACAAAAGUAAAGUUGUAAAAUAGUUAUUUUCGAAGUAAUCCCAAUAUUAUGAGAAUAUAGUCAAAAUAUUACAACUAUUCUUGUAAUUUAGUGACUUUAUUCUCAUAAUACUAUGACUUUAUUCUCUUAAUGUUACAACUCUAUUGUCAUAAUUUAAUAUUUUUACUAACUUAGCAUGGCCCUAAUUCUCUGUCGUGGUUUUUCAACGUUUUAGCAAAUUUUGUUUUGCAGUCUCUGAAAAAUGUGAUGGCUCCAUGAAUCUAUUCUAGUAGAAAUGCCCAGCUGUCACUGUGGGGAAAGAUGUUCGCUGGUAUUCACACAAUGGAUGGACAUUUAUAGUUUUAACGGUGGAGAAGUUUUGAUUGUAAGAAGAUAAUGAAUACGUGACACUGUUACCUGUAAUUCCUGCUUUUGUCCACAAGAGGGUGGUAUUUCUCUAACAUCUUCCGGGUACACCAUUGGUCAUUUUACACCGUUAAGCCUCAUAAUCUGAGAAGAUGGAUGUGGGUGUGGAUGUGUGUGUGUGGGUGUGUGUGUGUACGUACUUCUGUGUCCUGACUGUGAACCUGAAGGCAAGCAGGAAUUGCAAACAUGAGCUUAGUUUUAGUUUAGUACUAAAAUGGACUUUAUGUACAAACACAUGACCAAGUGAAGUAAUAAAGGAGUCGAGAUGUUCUAUAUUUAAAGAAGGUGGAUUUAUUAUGCCUAUUGCAGCAUGAAUAAAUGAUAUCCUCCCCCUAUUCCAAAGCC